This is a messenger RNA of Coniophora puteana RWD-64-598 SS2, 1122 nucleotides long. RefSeq lists its product as uncharacterized. The record is from RefSeq and is a predicted model, not a curated record. Lineage: Eukaryota; Fungi; Basidiomycota; Agaricomycetes; Boletales; Coniophoraceae. The transcript has 2 exons. Bases 1 to 1122 code for a protein of 373 amino acids.
AUGCCGCGCCUUACGCAGUCAACACUCCUGUCCGCUACCGAGUUCCAGCGUUCAAUCGCCCCCACCCUCACUGCGUCAGACCGCGUUACCGCGGCAGCAGCUGGCAUUGGGAAAGGCCUCGAGUCACUUGAGGCCUCCCGCCAGUCUCGUUUAUUGGGGUGUAACUCCGUGAACGAGGUGAUUGCGUGUGUCCCUCCGGACUAUCGCAACGUAUUACGGGCUCCCUUAGUGGAGAUCGCCACCUCGAGCCGUAAGCUCGGUGACGCCCGUCAGCGGCUUUCUAAGCUGCUGGUGUGCUUUAGCACCGAUACGAUCCCUCCGAACCUCCGUCAGGGGGUUCCGGCCGUGCAGUUCACGGCCGAGUUCCUAGCCACCGAAGCCGGCUCGCUCGCUCGCAAGAGCGUUGCUGAUGCCCAUGCGUCCUACCUCAAGGCGCAGCUUCAGAUCCAGAUCGACGCUGCUCACGCGGAGAUCAGGUGGCGGGAGCUCUCUCUCACUCCGGAACGCCUAUACUCUGGCGACGCGUCAAACAACUCGUCAGACAGGGGGCUCAAAGGCUUCAUCAUCGACCGCUACGCCGUGCUUAAAACCACGAUGAAGCUGCCAGUCGAGUCCUCAACUGAGGGCUCCAUGCAAGUCGACACCAUCCGGUGGGAGGUUCCUCCCGUCGUCCAUGACAUCUACCUCGAGAUGCUCAGGGACGUUAUCUUCUACGCGCACCGUAUCAUCUUGAUUCAGGAGGCGUUACAGGCGCAGUCGCAAGCUGUCGUCGAGAAGAAACGCGCGGUCGUCCAGGCCGCCAAGGAGAAAGCCAGCAACGGCGGGACCUCUGGUCCCGCAGGUUCUUCGUCCACGGCUGUUACGCAGUCAACCAUGGACAAGAAGUUAGACAAGCUGAAGAAGGAGUUGCAGGGCGGGGCGAAAGCCAAGAAGGCAAGGAGCAAGCGUCAGAAGAAAACUUCUUCGACGUUGAAUACGCCGGCAGCCACCCCGACGAUCCCCCCUCCCGCACGUGCAGCGAGGGCCAAGUAUUCGGCGACGAAGGCCAAGAAACCCAAGGCCAACAAGCCCUCCGGCGGCAACGGAGGCAGGAAGGCGGGCGGUCAGCCCGCGUCGAAGUAA